Molecule: messenger RNA, 1866 nt
Organism: Arabidopsis lyrata subsp. lyrata
Lineage: Eukaryota; Viridiplantae; Streptophyta; Magnoliopsida; Brassicales; Brassicaceae
Exons: 4
Coding region: 202-1578 (458 amino acids)
Biological process (GO): protein desumoylation
Cellular component (GO): nucleus
Molecular function (GO): deSUMOylase activity
Source: RefSeq, a predicted model, not a curated record
AUAAGAACUGGUUAUGAUUUUUCUGACUUUGAGUGGGAUGCUGUUGAGAGUCCUGAUGUCGAGGAAGAAACGAUAGAUGAGGAUUUAGUAGAAGAUGGCUAUGUGGAAGGUCAAGGUGAGAUACAUACAAAUGACAAGGAAGAGGCGAAUGUCACUGUUGAAGGUAGCCUACUCUCUGGUUUGCAGAGUAAUGAGCAUGAAAUGGCGACAAGUUCAAAGAAGAGAAGGAGUAAGGACGGUGACCACGGUGCACAGACAAGGAAGAUGAAACUGUUAUGUCAAAGAGCUCCAGCCGCACCACAUGGUUUUGAUGAAGAGAUGAAAACAUUCAUCAGAGAAAUGUUUGAAACUUCUUUCAAGCAUUUUGGGCAAGAAGUAAGCAACAAAUUAGGAAAGAUAGAGCUAGAUGUAGCAACACUCAAGAAAGCAGUGAUCACUAUGGAUGAGAAUUCGAAAAAAGACAAGGCACCACCAUUCGGUAAUGGUCAACCAGUGGACGAUAAUUGUCUGUUUCAUGAAUUAUUCACCCGUCCGGGUGAAAUAGACCUUAAUAUGGAUUCGCAAGAUCCAGAUUUUCUGCAAAAAGAAAUGGGGCAUCUUUCUCAAAAAUCACAAGCACCGGGUUUUGAUCCAUCACAGGGUAUAUUUUCACAAAACCUCGAGAAACAACAGCGCAAAGACGACACUGCAGAGUUUAUGGAUUGGAAUGAUAAGGGUGAUUCGGGUAAAUAUGACGCUGACGCGGUGUUGGUAUACUUACCUGAAGCUAGAUGGACUGCUUUUGAAGCAUGGUUUAGGAACGUAAAUCGUGAUGUUCCAAAACUCGGUCCAUCUCAUCUAACUGAUGCACUAUUUAAGCGUCUGAUUGAUCAAAAAGAAUGGCUAGGCAACGAUGAAAUAGAUGCAGUACUGUACUUACAUCGGGAAUCCACAUCUUUACGCCGACUAAAUUCAGCUCGUGUUGGGUUUAUGAGUUGCGAGUUUAGCGCGCGAAUCAAAAACGAAUACCCAAAGUUCAUGAAAAAUAAAAAGACCCACAAAUGGGAUAGUCGGCUUAUUGAUUUCGUCACCGGUGAGUCCCCAUCUCAUGGAAAGACGGGUAAAAGUUGGGCUUUGGAUUUCGACAGAAUUUACGCUCCGGUAAACGUCAAUAAUAGUCACUGGAUUUCUAUUUGCGUCAACUUUGUUUUAAGAACUGUUGAAGUCUUCGAUUGUUUCGGCAACAACAACAGAAGAAACGUGGAAAUGUUUGCAUACAUCAUCCCAAGGAUUGUGAAAGACGUGCACGGGAAGGUAUAUGGAAAAGUCCCUCUAUUGACACAAUAUGAGAUAAUAAACGUCAAGGUGCCUAAAAAUCUGAACACUACUAUGUGUGAUUGCGGAGUGUAUGCAUUGAAACACAUUGAGUGUCAUAUGCUUAAUCUAAGCAUGGAUUUGAUAAACGAUGGGAACAUCAAAGAGGCGCGCAUGAAGAUUGCUGUAGACCUUUGGGAGGCUGCUCAUGAUCCUAUCUUAAUUGAGCGAAUGAAGAACUAUAAACCUCCACAUCAAUCGUCGGAUAUCCUUGAAAUUGAUUGAGAUUAAUUAGCAUUAUGGUGUUUUUUUUUAUCGUGCAAACAGAUUAUGUCCUACUCUUGCGACAUGUAUUUUGUAUGACCUUUGUUUUUUUUUUCCUAAUUAUUUAGGCGUUUUAUGAAAGUAAGUUCCUUGAGUUCGUCUCUAAUAUCUCCUAUUAGCUCGAGCAAGAUGAUUUUUUGUUCUCCACUCCUUCUUGUGCUUAUCUGUUUUAUACGUGUUCUACUCAUGUAUAAUUUGAUCCAUUACAAACUUGAUUAUGAACACAAACAUUAGAGACAAACGCAGGAA